AUCUCAAAUAUCCAUACGAGAGCGCCAUCUGAGUCAGUUAAAACAGUCCAGCGAAAAGUGCUCAAGCCCCACUUCUUGUCUGAACGUCUGCCAGUGAAGACCGGGAGGGAACCACCUAACACCACACAAAAUGAGCGACCUCAGCAAGAACGACAUUGAAAGGGCAACCUUUGCUUUCUCCAUCUACGACUUCGACGGCAGUGGCAAAGUCGAUGCCUUCAAUGUGGGCGACAUCCUGAGGGCACUCAACUCCAACCCCACACUGGCCACUAUUGAAAAACUUGGAGGCACCAAGAAGAAGGGCGAGAAGAAGCUUACAAUUGAAGAGUUCCUUCCCAUCUACAGCCAAUGCAAGAAAGACAAAGACCAGGGCGGCUAUGAAGACUUCUUGGAAUGUUUGAAACUCUACGACAAAGCCGAGAACGGCCUUAUGCUCGGAGCUGAACUUACACACACACUUCUUGCGUUAGGCGAGAAGCUCGAAGAGAAAGAAGUAAACGAAAUUGUAAAGGACUGCAUGGAACCUGAAGAUGAAGACGGCAUGAUCCCUUAUGCAUCAUUCCUGAAGAAGGUGAUGGCGUAGAGGACUUCAAAUGUCGUCAUAUCUUUAGCUAUAAGAUCCUUUCCUCAAAAAAAUGGUUGCGGGUUGGCAGGGCCCUCAGAAAGUGGCGGCAGCACCGGCGGCGGCGGAAGCAGCGCCCGCGGAGGGCUAAGCCCCCUCGGAGGCCGUCGACCUUCGACCUUCGACCUUCCACCGUAGCCUUCAUCUUACGGCACGCCCUCGCACUGACCACCUUGCGAAACUUCCUCGUACAUACCAUCUAACGACUCACCCCUUUUUAUACGGAACAUCAAUUAUAUACAUUUUGUACAAUAUGUUUAUGACUUUAAUAAAGUAAGAUUAAAGAAAGUACUGUGAACGCACGUUGUACGUGUUUUUAAAUUUAUUAUUAUUUAUAAGUACGUUUAUAAUGACAUAAAAACAUUUAAAAAAAAAACGUAAAUUAUUUUAUAAUAAACUAUUAAAACGAUCGGUC
Messenger RNA from Bicyclus anynana (squinting bush brown), 1037 nucleotides. It is a transcript of the gene Mlc1, whose product is annotated as myosin light chain 1. NCBI's taxonomy places the organism in Eukaryota, Metazoa, Arthropoda, Insecta, Lepidoptera, Nymphalidae. The coding region runs from base 131 to 583 and encodes 150 amino acids. The transcript has 7 exons. Gene Ontology annotation, cellular component: muscle myosin complex. Gene Ontology annotation, molecular function: calcium ion binding. The record is from RefSeq and is a predicted model, not a curated record.